This is a messenger RNA of Python bivittatus (Burmese python), 3105 nucleotides long. The record is from RefSeq and is a predicted model, not a curated record. Lineage: Eukaryota; Metazoa; Chordata; Lepidosauria; Squamata; Pythonidae.
CAGAGGGAUGAAAGUGCCAAGAAUCAACAGCCUUCUCCCUGGAGGACCAUGCCACCGACCCAUCAGCCUUUCCAAGGGACGAGCAGCUCACCCCGCAGCCUAUUCAAUUUCAGUAGGACUUAUGGCCCUCGUAAUGCCCAGUACAAACACACGCCCAGAAGAAGGUGGGGUCGAGGUUACCAGUCCACCCAGCUCAGUCGUCCCAUCCAGCACAAUGGAAGCCACAUGAGUGGCCCUAAUGGUGGAGUUCCACAUGACCAGGAUCUCUUGCCCUAUGUUGAUCUGUCAAAUCCCAGAAAUUCUUUUCACACCCAGCCUCGUGCCAGCUAUGACAGCAGCUCCAUAUGUUCUUCUGAACAGGAGCACUACCCCCAGCCCAAUCCAGGUUAUUUUUCUCCUGCCCCAGAUCACGUGGGCCAUGACAGCAGGCCCAUAUGUUCUGAACAGGAGUGCUACCCCCAGCCCAAUCCCGGUUAUUUUUCUCAUGCCCCAGAUCAUGUGGGCCGUGGCAGUUGGCCCAUAUGUUCUGAACAAGAACGCUACAGUAAUUAUUCUCACAUCCCGCUUCAUGCUGGCUAUGAAACGAGGCCCGUAAGUGUGAUUGAACCGGAGCAUCACCCUCAACCCAGUCCAAGUUAUUCUUGUGGCCCAAAUAGUAUUGGCUGUGAUAGCAGAUCCAUACAUUUUUUGGAAGAGGAGCAAUGUGUCCAAUCCUAUCUUGGUAAUGAUUCUCACACCCUCCAAGAUGGCAGGCCCACACGUUUUGCUGAACAGGAAGCAAGACUCCAGUUCCAUCCCAGCAGUUCCUCUCAUGUCCCAGAAGAUGCUGGCUAUGCCAGCAGGCCCAUAAAUUCUGUUGAACAGGAGCAAGGUCUUCCCUCCUUUCCCCAUGAUUAUUCUCCUGUCUCACAUGGUGCUGGUUGUGACAGCAGGAUCAUAGGUUUGCCUGAGCGGGCUCUGUGGCCCCCACUUAAUCCUAGGAGUGAUGUUCUUGUCCAGCACGACGCUAGGAAUGGCCCAUGGUCCACAGAUGGAGAUGAAGAUGAUGCAGGCUUUCCACUGCACAUGGAAGGAGAAAUCCAUCACAAUGGCUUCUGGCUGGACUUCUUUACUCACAGAGGCGGCAGGGCCCCUUACAGGUUGCUACGCAGAGGACCCCGAAGAGGGUCCCGUAAGAUGCCAGCAAGGCGCCGUCAACAAGCCUACGAUCGACGCCAUGCCUCUGCCCCCUAUGCCAAGAACUGGAAUAGCACCAGGAACCCUUGUUAGUGUUGCCCCUGUGAGAAGAUACAAACCCACACAACGUGGGGGAAAGUCGAUUCUGAUUCUUUUCAUGAUGGAUUUUACUGAGAUUUUACUACCAACUUGAAUGAAGACGAAGAGCCCUGAAAGAACAUCCUGUUUUGUGGCAAGAUUAGAGAGACUCGCAGAGAAGCCAGCUUUGUUCAGCUCCCUGGGUUUCCUCCCUUCGGCUUCCUUUUUUAACCAGCCAUCUGAAAUGCCACCUGUGGCUGGCCACGUGUGGACUGAAGGGCUUUCGUUUCCCCUGCUGGCUGGGAGGAGGGACACAGCUGGUGGCCUUUCGCUUCCCCGUUUGGCAUCAGGUCCUCCUGCAGGGCCAAUAGAGUUGGGAUGUGAAACGCCGGUAGCUGUUAAACCCACAUGUGUUCCAGAAGUCCAGAAGGGCAGCGAUGAUAACCCUCUGGGGGAGAUGGGUGGCAUAUAAAUUUAAUAAAUAAAUAAGCCAACCAGCCCACCAGGGCAACUGAUUAAGGCAUAUUUGAGGGUAAAGGCAUACAACAGCAGUCCAUGCAAGGUAUUCAGUAAUGACAGUUAGCACUUAUACAGAACCCAGGAGCAGUUAGCAGUCUAGGAGGAAUUGCAUGUCAAACCUUUGGGGUCUGGGAAAGGGGGCAAUAGAGGUCAGGCAGGAAGAUCCCCCCCCUUCUCUUUUCCUGGGCUGAGCGCAGGGGAAGAAGGGAGGGGAGUCUUUAGCAUAAUGGCUGGUGAUGAACAGCUGAUGAUGAUUCUAAAAAUAGGAUGUUACUGCAGCAGGAUAACCUUGAACACUGGAAUUAGAUUAUUGCUGUGUCUGCUUCGUUCAUAUUCAGCAUCAACGCAUUAUAAGGGGUGCGCGUGCACAAGUAUCUUCGCUUGGCUUAAAUAAGGAGGUUCAAAGGUUCGGCAUACUGUGGUUCUUAUUUGGUGACUUCUGCUUGCCCUUAAGGAGAGUCUGCAUCUUACAAGAGUUAAUCAGGGUGGGGAGCAUUGAGAAUUCACAGGAAAUGCUUGUAGAUGCAUGAAUCUUGGGAACGCCUUGCCUGGAUUUUCAUACUGGAAAGGCUCCUGUGCUUUUGCCAAGCUAGACGAGAGCCUCCCCAUGCAACAGCAGGCUAUCUUUGCCCAACAGAGGCAAAGCUGCUUGAUAAGCCUUGUUGCAGUUGAGAAAGAGGCAUGAUGCAGUAACGUCCUACGGGGGCAAAGCCCUCCCACCACCUCCUCUAUCUCCUCCUUUCCCACUCAUGACUUCUUUAUUAAAUUUAUAUUUAUUAAAUUUAUAUGCCACCCAUCUCCCCCAGAGGGAGUUAGAUAAGAUGCUGGAGGUCAUCUUACACAGCCAACAUGAAGGCAGUGAACUGGCAUCGAAGAAGGAUUCUCCAUCCCAAAGGAUCAGAACUCUUUCUAUUGCGCUAAAAUACAGCACAACUGCCUUGAUUCCUAAUUCCUGUUACGGAUAAUGUGAGGCUACGCAGAAGAGAAGUUGGAGCUGGUUUGCGUUCAGGCACAAAUAAAGAAUAUUGCCAAUUGUAGGGUGGUUCCUAAGUGGUGGAAAGUUAUUUAGCAAUUAUCCUGAAUGUAGAUAUUCUUGUUCCUUCAACUAUAUCUGCCCUUGUCUUGUUGAGCAUCAGCAAUGAAUCCUGCAGAUGGGGAAGUGGAGAGAUGUUGCAACAGCCUUUGGCCUUAAAUUGUUUGUUCAUAGCUUGGUCAGAGUCCAACAUUAAGCCAAAUUUGGGUGCUAUAUGGUGAGGGGACCUGGUAACCUAUUUGUCAAAGUUGCUGUGAGUUGAGUGGCCUAUGAAUUUUGUUUAUAACUAAAUAUAAAUA